AUGACAAAGUCCAAUUUUGAACCUAAAAUCAAGAUUUCUAUUGACAGAGGCGGAACGUUCUGCGACGUGAUCGGCCAAUUGGAUGGGCAUGAAGAUUAUGUCUUCAAGCUUCUUUCAGUAGAUCCUGCAAACUAUCUCGAUGCCCCCACUGAAGGAAUUAGAAGAGUUCUCUCCAAGUUUGAAAACCAUGAGAUACCCCAGGGACAAAAGUUGAAAUUGGACAAUAUCCAAAGUGUGCGUAUGGGAACUACUGUUGCCACAAACGCAUUAUUGGAACGAAAGGGAGCGAAAGUUUGUUUAGUUACUUCCAAAGGGUUUAAAGAUGUUUUAGCCAUUGGUAACCAAACUCGGCCAGAUAUAUUUGAUCUCAGCGCACAUAAGUUUGAUCAACUAUACAGCGAAGUACUUGAGAUUGAUGAAAGAGUCACUCCAGCUGGAUUUAGCGAAGGUGGAGGAUCAAAAUUGGUUGUUGAAGAAGACGAAAAUGUGAGACGAGGAGCAUCCGGCGAGUUGAUUAAAGUUUUACAGGAGCCAGAUUAUGAGCAAAUCGAAAACCAGCUUGAAGCUUUACACGAGAGGAAAACAGUUGAUUGUUUUGCCAUUUGUUUUGUGCAUGCAUUCGUCUAUCCUAUUCAUGAACAAAAGGUUGCAGACAUCUGUCGAAAACUUGGAUUCUCUGUUUCUGUAUCUCAUGAACUUCAGCCAAUGAUUGGGAUGGUGAAUCGAGCUUCUUCCACAGUAGCUGACGCUUAUUUGAGCCCAAUUUUGCAUGAGUAUAUCAAAAGUAUCAGCCAUGGAUUUGAAGGCGGACUCGACUCGCUCGGAAAUAAACUUUUGUUCAUGCAAAGCAACGGUGGUCUUUGCCCAUGGUAUAAAUUUACUGGACUAAAAGCGAUUCUUUCUGGCCCGGCCGGUGGCUUAGUUGGCUAUGGUUUGACCUGUUAUGAUAGCGAAGAAAGAAAGGCUACCAUUGGCUUUGACGCAGGAGGAACUUCAACUGAUGUUAGCAGGUUUGACGAAAAUUUUGAGCACAUAUACGAAACAGUGGUUAACCAGGUGAGCCUUCAGACUCCACAGUUAGAUAUUUCAACUGUUGCUGCGGGCGGUGGUAGCAUGUUAUUCUGGAGAAAUGGAAUGUUUGUAUCUGGUCCAGAAUCAGCAGGAUCAGACCCCGGUCCUGCUUGCUACAGAAAAGGCGGACCUUUAACUGUUACAGAUGCAAAUUUAUUUCUUGGUAGAUUGAUUCCAGGAUACUUUCCUAAGAUUUUCGGACCUGGACAAAACGAACUGUUGAGCUUAGAGGCUACAGCUAACCUUAUGCAUCAAUUAACCAAAAAAAUCAAUAUUGAGAGACCCAAUGACUCGCCACUUUCAGCAGAAGAAGUUGCUGCCGGCUUUUUGAAGGUUGCAGUUGAGUCUAUGAGUAGACCAAUUCGUUCUUUAACUGAAGCGAAAGGAUUUAAUCCAUCAGACCACAAUUUAGCCUGUUUUGGGGGAUCCGGUGGUCAGUUUGCGGUUGCUUUGGCACGUAAUUUGGGAAUCAAGCAUAUUGCACUACACAAAUAUUCUUCAUUAUUAUCUGCGUAUGGUAUUAGUUUGGCAGAUAUCAUGAUCGAAAAACAGCAUCCUGUUUCGUUUGAGUAUAACAGUGGGAGCCAUGAAAAUAUCAACAGAAUUAUAUCUUCUGCAGUACAGGCGGCGUUCGAAGAUUAUACUGAGCAAGGUCUCACAGAGUUUGAUACUACCUUAGAGGUUUACUUGAACAUGCACUAUCAAGGGGCUGAUUCAAAAUUACUUAUUCCAAAGGGUGAAAAACAUAACUGUGAUGUUUUAUUCAUUGAACGCCACAACCGUGAGUUUGGAUUCACAUUAGAUAGAGCAGUGCUCGUGCAAGACAUUCAAGUCCUUUUAAAGGUUCAUACUGGCAAAAGAUCUGUUCACAAUCCGUUUGCUGAGUAUCGUCAACUAAAGCUGUCUGGAUCAUUAAAUGUAGUUGAUGCUCAUUCGAGGCAAAUGACUUAUUUCGAAGCGCAUGGAUGGCUCGAUAUCGGAGUGUAUCAUUUGAAUGACUUGAGUUGUGGAAACUUGGUCCGCGGGCCAGCAAUUAUUUUAGAUGAUACUCAAACCGUUUUGCUUGAUCCGCAAUCUGAGGGUGUUAUAUUGAGGGAACACAUCUUGCUAUCUGUUGAAAACAUCAGGAAUACGAAUAUAUCAAAGACAACUGUGAAUCCCGUUCAGUUAUCGGUUUUUGGUCAUAGGUUCAUGUCUAUUGCAGAACAAAUGGGCAAGACUUUAGAGCAAACUGCAAUUUCGACAAAUAUCAAAGAACGGUUGGAUUUUUCUUGUGCAAUCUUUGAUAAGAAUGGGGACCUUAUUGCAAAUGCCCCGCAUAUACCUAUUCAUCUUGGUGCUAUGUCAUUUGCAGUCAAAGCCCAAAUUAGAUUGUGGGAUGGAAAUAUCAAACCUGGAGAUGUUUUCGUUUCGAAUCAUCCGAAAGCCGGUGGAACUCACCUUCCCGAUAUCACUGUUAUUACACCUAUUUUUGUCGACAAUUCCGCAAUUCCUUUAUUUUGGGCAGCUUCGAGGGGACACCAUGCUGACAUCGGCUCCAUUUCACCUGGUAGUAUGCCCUCAAAUUCUAAGGUCAUAUACGAAGAAGGAGCAGCUAUCAUUACCCACAAACUUUAUAGUGAGGGACAGUUUGAUGACGUGGGAAUGACUCGUCUUUUACUUGAAGAGCCCGCUAAGUACCCAGGGUCGUCUGGAACCAGAUGUUUGUCUGACAAUUUAUCUGACUUGAAGGCGCAGGUCUCUGCAAACUACAAAGGUCUCACUUUAUUGAAGAAGCUCACUGAUGAGUACAGUUACGAGGUGGUUGCUUUGUACAUGUCAGGAAUUCAAGAGGUUGCUGAGACUGCUGUGAAGAAUCUUUUGAGAUCGACAGAGCGCAAGUUCGUGGGGCGUAAAUUAAGUGCCACCGAUUACCUAGAUGACGGAACUCCAAUUUGUCUUGAUAUAUCUAUUGAUUCGAAAGAAGGUACAGCCAUUUUUGAUUUUCGUGGCACUGGAGAUGAAAUAUAUGGCAACUUGAAUGCUCCGAAGUCUAUUCUUCAUUCAGCCGUGCUUUAUGUUCUCAGAACACUUAUUAAUAUGGAGAUUCCAUUGAACAACGGCUGUCUCAAACCAAUAAGCAUUUUAACAAGAGAAGGCAGCGUUAUUGAUCCUUCAUUCGAGGCAGCAGUUGUUGGCGGAAAUGUUGAAACUUCUCAGAGAAUUGUUGACGUUAUAUUGCGAGCAUUCAAAGUUGCAGGAGCAUCGCAAGGUACAUUGAACAACUUAACAUUCGGCAUUGAUGAUAAAGAAAAAAGCAUAUCCUUUGGAUAUUACGAGAGUAUUGCUGGUGGGGCUGGUGCUGGACACACAUGGGAUGGCCAAUCAGGUGUACAGUGUCACAUCACGAAUACCAGAAUGACAGAUGUUGAAGUUUUCGAAAAGCGAUAUCCCGUAGUGGUCCAUGAUUUCAGAAUUCGUACAAAUUCGGGUGGACAGGGUAGACACUGUGGUGGAGACGGUGUCGUUCGAGAAAUUGAAUUUACCUACCCUAACCUUUCGGUGACCUGUUUACUGGAGAGGAGAACUUUUGAACCGUAUGGUAUGGCUGGAGGAGAAAAUGGCCAAAAAGGACGGAACGUUUGGAUAAAGAACAGCUACAACGAAGAAACAGGCACCUUUUCCACAAGGAAUGUCUACCUUGGCGGGAAAAAUACGAUCACAGUCGGGAAAGGCGACAGAGUGAAAAUAUUAACUCCCGGUGGAGGCGGAUUUGGUUCCAAAGAUGGCGAUAUUGAAGAGGAUUUUUUUGAGUUACAAUUGAACAAAGAUGAAUCUCAAUUAGGAGCUACUGGCUCCUUGGGUUCAAGAAGGAGAAUGCAGGAAUCUAAUUGA
Meyerozyma guilliermondii ATCC 6260 is the source of this 3945-nucleotide messenger RNA. RefSeq lists its product as uncharacterized. Gene Ontology annotation, biological process: glutathione metabolic process. Gene Ontology annotation, molecular function: 5-oxoprolinase (ATP-hydrolyzing) activity. Gene Ontology annotation, cellular component: cytosol. The transcript has a single exon. The coding region runs from base 1 to 3945 and encodes 1314 amino acids. The record is from RefSeq and is a predicted model, not a curated record. Lineage: Eukaryota; Fungi; Ascomycota; Pichiomycetes; Serinales; Debaryomycetaceae.